Homarus americanus (American lobster) is the source of this 5702-nucleotide messenger RNA. RefSeq names its product huntingtin-interacting protein 1-related protein-like. The transcript has 19 exons. Lineage: Eukaryota; Metazoa; Arthropoda; Malacostraca; Decapoda; Nephropidae. Gene Ontology annotation, cellular component: clathrin-coated vesicle; actin cortical patch. The record is from RefSeq and is a predicted model, not a curated record. Gene Ontology annotation, molecular function: actin filament binding; phosphatidylinositol-3,5-bisphosphate binding; clathrin light chain binding. Gene Ontology annotation, biological process: clathrin coat assembly; actin filament organization; endocytosis. The coding region runs from base 153 to 3074 and encodes 973 amino acids.
GUCUAAUGGACACGCCUCUAAGGGUUUAUUACCUCGAGGAUGACAUUUUGUUCCCUACCAUUGACCGUGUCACUUAUACUUGGUAGAGAUAGUAGUACCGUAGAGUUGGCAAGUAUGGAAGUAUUACUGUAGUGAUUAGUAGUAUUAGCAAGAUGACUUCUAUAAAAAAGAUUCCUAGUGUAUUAGGAACAAGAAGAAGCAAUACCUUGGACCAAGAACGGGACCAAUUCGAGAGAUCACAGGAGGCCAGUUUUCGCAAAGCUGUCAAUGAUGAAGAAGUUCCCGUUAAAAUGAAACAUGUGCGAAAUCUCAUUAUUGGUACAUUCACUGACAAGAAUGCAGAGCUUCUAUGGAGGAAUGUUGCUGUAUGUCCCCCAAUCAGUACAGAUGUUACAGCUUGGAAGUUUUGUCAUUGCCUUCAUGUUGUCUUCCGUGAUGGUCACCCUAGAGUGCUUCGUGAUUCUCACCAACAUAUUAGUCGAAUCAAAGAUACAGGACAGCACUUUCGGCACCUUACCCAUGGCUAUGGACGGCUGAUCACUCGAUACUGUGAGCUGCUGAUUGCAAAGUUAAAAUUCCACCAACUUUACCCUAGAUUUCCUGGUUCAUUGUCUGUGACCCCUGAGGAACUAGAAGCCCUUGCAGAGAAUGAUGCCAAUAAUUAUUUUGAGUUAGCAGUUGAAUUGCUGGAGUACAUGGAAUGUAUAUUAAAUCUGUAUGAUGCAGUGUUUGCGUCUUUGGAUCCAUCACGUGCCAACUCCAUGACUCGUUCUGGUCAGUGUCGCUUAGCUCCUUUGAUCCCAUGCAUUCAAGAUUCCUCAUGCCUUUAUGAUUGUACUGUAAGGAUCCUAUUUCAACUCCACAAAGCUUUGCCCACGGAUAUGCUGAGUGGCCAUCGCACAAGGUUCUACAAACAGUUUAAGCAGCUUCAGCAAUUUUAUAACAACACCCGAAAUCUUCAGUACUUCAAGGGGCUGAUUCAAGUGCCAGCCUUACCUGAGGAUGCUCCAAACUUCCUGGUUGAAGCAGAAUUGCGGAGUCAUGAAACACCUGUGGUGGUGGUAGAGGAACAGCCAGAAACUGCUGAUACAUUAGACACACUCCUUAUUGAUACCUCAGAGCCAGAGCCACCACCUAUACCACCACAUCCUGAUAUUAUUGAUUCUCACAAUGGGUCCCUGGCUGAAGUAGUUGCAGAACGGGAGUCGCUUAUUGAAGCUCUCCAUGGGGAAUUAGAGGCCAUGCGUAUUGAGGUGCAGCAGUCACGUUCACAUGCUACACAUAAUGAAGAGCAACUCAGACUCCGCAUCAAUGACCUUGAGUCCACAAUUGCUGAACUGGAUAGUGAACUCUUGGCUGAGAGACAUAGUAAGGAAUCAAUCAUUGCACAAGUAGAGGCCGCAGCAGCAAGUGCAGAAGCUGUUACAAAAUUGGCUGAUGAGGAAACAAGAAGACGUUCAGCGGAGGAAAAAUUUGUCAAGAUGAAGGAUGUUUAUCAGAAGCUGCGUGAUGAGCAUAUAAAUCUUAUCAGAGGGAAAGCCGAGUUAGAUAAACAACUAUCUGUGGAGCGAGAAGCACACACAUCCACCCAGCGGUCAAGGGGUGAGCUCGCAGCUGCAUUAAAUAAACUCCAAUCACAGGUGGCACAGGACACACAGACUCAUCGUAAUCAGUCCCAGAUGGCUGAGCAGGAAGUACAGUUAUUAAAUGAAGGAAUAUUAGCAGUUACUGCAGAAAGGGACCGAAUGAUUGGCCAGGUGAAACACCUACAGGAUAGUGUAUCACAACUUAAUAACCAAAUGGAAACUCAAGCUCAGCAAGCUGCUUCCCAGCUGAUGGUUGUCCAAUAUGAGUGGGAAGGUGGUAUUCACAAAAGUGUUGAAGGAGCUGUAGAUGGAGGAUUGAUUGUAGUGACUCAUGCUCUCUCCCACUUUGAUCUCAAUGCUCAUGCAGAGGUGAAAUGCACACCAGAAUACACCUUGGUCUACCAGACAUUGGUCAUGGAUGCUGUGACAAACCUGUGGAGUUCAUAUGAGUCGUAUGUUGGCAGUUUCCACACAGCGCCCAACCUCAUAUUCGCUAUUACUACAGCUUCACAUUACAUUGCUUCUUUCCUUUUAUAUGCCAAAGCAUCAUCACAUGCAAGCCCAAAUAUUGAAUAUGCAGAAAAUCUUGUUGUUGCUCUGGAGGAAUUUGCCAAGACAUUUACUGACACCUUUAGCCAGAUAAGAUUAAGACAAGUUCUGGCUGAUGUUCAGACAACCAAGGAACAAUUUCAAAGGUGUUGCUCACUGGUUUCUCUAUGUGAAGACCAAAGCCCUGGAGUAGAAGAUAUGGUUUCUGUAGUGCAGCGAGAAAUGGAUAAUAUGGAUUCUGCCAUUAGAGAUGCUGUGGAAAAGUUUACUGCAAUGUUGGAAAAUUCAAGGGCUACAGACAGUGGCACCCAGCUAGAGGUAAAUGAGAGCAUCCUUGGGACAUGCAGUGAGUUAAUGGCAGCAGUUCGAUUGUUAGUCCAGAGAGGAGCAGAACUACAAAAAGAAAUAGUAGAUGCUGGGAAGGGAGGAUCAUCCCCCCGAGAAUUUUAUAAGCGCAAUCACCGCUGGACGGAGGGACUACUCUCGGGUGCCAAAACUGUUGCGAUUGCAUGUCAAGCUCUCAUGACGGCAGCUGAUCAAGUUGUUAGUGGCAAGGGCAAAUUUGAAGAAGUGAUAGUAGCUUCCCGUGAAAUUGCUGCAUCCUCCAUGCAGCUGGUUAUGGCUUCAAGAGUGAAAGCUGACAAAUCUAGUUUGAAGUUAACCAACCUCAAAGCAGCAGCAAAGACAAUAUCAACAUUGACGGGUACUGUUGUUGCAACAGCUGAAAACUGCCGUGAUAAGGUUGUAAUGGCUGGUACAUUGGAUUUCUCAAAGUUGAGUUUGCAUCAUACUAAGAGAAUGGAGAUGGAGACUCUUGUUAAGGUCUUGGAGACAGAAAAGCAGCUUGACACAGAACGCUCCAAACUUUCAGAGUUACGUAAACAUCACUACAGGCUCGCAGGAGAAAUAGAGGGUUGGGAAAAGGAGGAUCUGAGCUGAGCACCCCAUACCCCUACCACACCUCAUUUUGGGUAACAUACAAAAAAUAUAUAGCAUAUAAUGCAGAUUCUAUACAAUUGUUAAAGUUUACACUGCUCUUAACAACAAGCUUUUUAACUUAUGCCUCCUUUAACAAUUUAACCCAUGUAAGUUUACCAAUUGUUCAUUUGAUUUAUUGUACUUUCAAUUGGUCAAAUUUUGUCAAAUCUUUCUUUUAGUAUGAACAUUUUUUGAUCAAUCAGUCUCUUACAUUUUUAAAAACACAUUCUUCCCUUUCACAAUAUUUUAUUCUUAAUCAAGUACAUUAGCACUAAAUAUAAGUGAGUUUUUUCCAAAAAUACUUUUCUUUGCAAUUUCUUAAUUAUACAAGUACAGUAAUCCUCAGUCAUAUCUAACUUAACUAUAUUAGCGUCGGCUAUAUCAUGAAUUAUACAACUUCUACCACGUGUGUGUUCACAUCUCUAGUACAUUUCUUAGGUCUCGAGUCCAUUUGUUGCACCAUCAUUAUUUUCUCAUGUUCCCUUUUAUUAUUAUUUAUCCUUACUCUUAAUAUUCUUGAAAUCCCCCCAAAUUUCCAUCCAUUCUCUUCCUUAAUGUUCAUAUCUACAGAAGAAUGUUGAUGAUUUGUACUAAUCAUGGAGAAGUGAAAAGAGGAAGUGGGUUCCAUAGGCAUGCCUGCCCAUAAGGGAUGGUGUGUUUACAGAGUAUUGUAUACUGUACUAAGCUUUCGGUAAGCCAGGUGGUCACGUGUCCAGCACUGCACUACCACUUUCAUUUCCUUAACUUUUAAAGUUUGGUACCUAUAUAUAGCCGAGUAGUAGCACUGGGAUGAAAUCAGUAACCCUUAGGAUAGUAUUGUAUCCAUUUUGGCAUUUGCAUUCCUUAAUCAUGAGAAUGGGGAGGGCCAAAAAAUGUGUGGCUCUGAAAAUUGCAAUUAUGUUAACCUUAGUUUAAAAUGCCCUGUGUAUUUUUAACAUUUUACAAACAUUGAAGUGCUAUAAUGUACAUUAAACUCUUCUUAAUUGUAUAGACAGGUAAUCCUCACGCUGUGAAAUGGAUGCAUUGUAUGGAAGUGGUAUAAAAUAGAAGAAUUCCUAGUGAAAGAUUUUCUCAUAAGCAUAGUGUUGUAGAUGGAAGAAGUUAUCCUCGACAUUUUUGUACACCCUACAUAAUCAGAACAGAACAUCGGUAAUUGUAUGAUUAAAUGAAAAUUUACCAUAAAUACUUGUACAUUAAAAUGAAAAAAAAAAAAAGUAAAUUUGGACAUCAUAAUGCAUGAUUUUAUCACAUUCCAGAAACUGUUCAUGGAUUCCCCCCCCCCCCACAGAGGGACGGACACUAGUGUGUACCUCCUCUCUAAACUAUACACAACCCAGACCUCUGACCAACUAACAUAGGGACACUCCCAGACACAUGUGUCAGCACCAGUGCAUCUCCCGAUGAUAUGAAAAAUAAAAAAAAAUUUAAGUAACAUAUAAGGGUUCUUGUUCAUACAGUGGAGUAUUGAUAAUUUAUGGGUUAGGUAGCUUGUAAAGUACUAAAAAAUGUGCACCAGGGAUAUUUAAAAUCUGAGGGAAUAAUUUGGAAUCUUCAGAAAAUUUAAUUUUCAAUUUCCCUUCCCCAGGUUAGUGUAUUUGGUCAAUUUUCUGCAGUAAUAUUCUCUCUCUCAGAUAUUACCACCUUACUUUCUUUUUCAUAUCAAACUUUCUCUCCAUAAGAAUUUAUUGGAGAACACCUGAUUCCUUCAUCAGCUCUGCUUUGUAUGUACAGUAUAACUCAGUCCUUGAUUUUUAUUACUGUACAGUAUGUCAUAGAUAGUUUAUUUUAUUUUUUAUUAUUAAUUUAUAAUUUUAUUUUAUGUAUUCCAUUUUCAUGCCUUACCAUCAGUGUAUAUAUUGAAUAAUCAUGCUGACAUUGGUGAUACUGCCCUGAGUUCACUAUGAAUAUAAAUACUAACUGUAUGUUCCAUGAAACUUAAUACUGUACUGUACUGUACUGUACAUGCCCUGCAUUAUAUAGAUGUUUAGUCCUGCUAAAAUUAACCUCACUCUGUACAUGCUCAUUACAUAUCAUAAGUCAAUUUUGUACACUCUUCAGAUCCACAAGUGUUACAUGCAUUCUCCCAUUCUUUUUCCUUUUGGGAGAAAUUUGCAUAUUGUAUGACUGCCACAUGUAACUUCCUCAGUCUUGUUACCACUGCCUUAUCCCCUCUUCCCACACUCUAUUACCAGUGUUUCUUUAUAGGUCAUUUAUGCACUUAUGUCUUUAGUUUUUCCCUUAAUUGAUGUUGGAAUCAUCAUUGCAGGUGAAAACCAAAUAAGAUGCCAAUGAGGGAAUCCAUAGUUAUUUGCAUCACCUAAUACAGUAUGCAGUAGGAAAGUGCUAUAAAAAUCCAGUUGUUUUUAUGAAUAGUUUUUUAUAACUGAUAAAGAAAAUAAAUAGUUAAGAAAUUCUCAUUAUGUUUUGCAACUACUACAGUCUAAUGUGCAAUACUUUGUUGUUAAUGGCAUAAAAAUAUUGUGAUAGAUGGUUAUUUCAUACAUAUUUCCAAUGUUAUUUGUUGUUAUUGGCUUAAGAAAUGCAUUAUAGUCACAUAGAUUAUUUCACAAGAUAAAAGUGUAAAGUAGA